Molecule: messenger RNA, 930 nt
Organism: Thelazia callipaeda (thelaziosis nematode)
Lineage: Eukaryota; Metazoa; Nematoda; Chromadorea; Rhabditida; Thelaziidae
Source: the annotation of a GenBank genome assembly
AUGUGGCUGCCGCGUCUCAUGCGUGCAGCAAAUGAAGAACAAGAGCAUCGAGCUGCUAUUGGAUUAUCAGGUCAAGCUGCACAGAAUUUAUUUGGUACACUGGUCACUUGUGACUGUGGACAUUUAUCGUCAUGUAGACGAACAACACCUUUAGUUUGCGCUCGAACUGAUGUUCAGUUACUCAAACACCGAUUCACUCUUGUCAAAUGGUGUUGUAUUGCAUUUCUUCUGCUUAUCUUCACUCUCAUAGGUGUACUUGACCGGAAUUUUGCAUUAAUUGCAGUUUUUUCUGGGUUGUUGACAACGGCAUCAACUGAAUUGACGUCAGGCAGCUCGUAUCUGUUUUUGGCAAUCAUUGUCACUAGUUUAUUAUUGUUUGGUGGAUUAUGUUGCUUGCGUGCUCAUACAAUCUGCAGGUUUCGCGAUGUUUAUCACAGUUCACUGCAUUGUCGUCGUAGUCCUAUUCAGCCAUCGUCUCUGCGACUUCCUGUUUCAUUAUUUACACAUGCCAUUCAUUCACGAUCGCAUGUCAAUUCGUCACCGAGCGCUUUCCGAUUCCCUGACUCAUCUUUCUAUAAUGCCCUUUUGGAAGCAUGUACAGCACCACUGCCCACAUAUAAUGAAGCAGUCAAAGAACCUGUGUUUGCACCACCAGCCUACUCAACAGUUAUCACACAGCCUUCAAGAUCACAGGUCAUUUCACUGAAUGAGAGUAGUCCUCAUCACGUUCCUAGUUGCACCCCGUCUUUGACUGGAAAUGAAACGGUAAUUGAAAGUAGCAUCAGCAGUAACAAUCGUGAUCCUGAACAGGAAAUGUUAGUACAUUCGCAUUCACAUGCAGUCGAAACAGUCACAUCUGUAGAAGUUCAUCACAUAGACGAGGUAGAGGAUGAAAUUAUGUCAAAUACUGAUGAAAUUCCCGUGAAUUAA